Messenger RNA from Calliphora vicina (urban bluebottle blowfly), 1012 nucleotides. RefSeq lists its product as uncharacterized. The record is from RefSeq and is a predicted model, not a curated record. The coding region runs from base 77 to 913 and encodes 278 amino acids. Lineage: Eukaryota; Metazoa; Arthropoda; Insecta; Diptera; Calliphoridae. The transcript is spliced from 3 exons.
GCUGUUGGAUGUCAACUUUUUCCUGAGUGUAUGACGCUUUUCUUAUAAUUUGUUUAAAAAUACAUUUAUCAACAAAAUGGAAUACAAACUAAUUGAAUUCAUUAAAAAUAAUCCAUUGCUGUAUGAAAAACAAUAUCGUACAAUUAAGUACUUGGAUGAAAAGAAGGCGAAAUGGCAGGAAAUUGGACGAAUUUUGCGCAAAGAUCCGUCUACGGUCCGCCAAAAGUGGAAACAUUUGCGGGAUACUUAUUUGCGUUCCUACAAACAGAAAAUGAAAAAAGGUGAUGAUGGCGAUGUAUUAUCUACUAGAACCUGGCAAUAUUACAAUGCAAUGUCAUUUCUAAAUAAUCAAUUUGAUGACAAUGUUAUUUUCAAAACUGAAGAAAACUAUGACGAUGAAACGGAUGCUGCUAUCAGUAAUUUAAAUCAAACGGAUUCAGAGAUCCAUCAAUUUGAUGUUUCCAUCUACAAUGAACAGGAAUUGUCGAAUGAAGCCGAUUUUGAGAUUGAAAAUUUCGAUUUAAAUGACUAUGUCAAGAAAAUAGACAAUCCUACCACCAAUACCGCCAAUAAUUCCAACACAACAAAUACAGCUAAUACUACUACUACUAGUAGUAGCAACAAUAAUUUUGUUCACACUUACCGGCCAGAUACGGAAGCAAAUAAAAAGAAAAAAUAUGAUAAAGAGGCAUUGAUACAGGAAGCCUGUCAGGAAAUGACCAGCCUAUUACAAAAUGCCAAAAAACAUUUCACCCCACCCUCCUCGAAUCAAGUAUUCUUCAAUAGUUUAGCGCUACAAGUUGAAGAAGCCAAUUUGCCAGCUUUGACACAGAUGCGUCUGCAGCAAAGAAUUCUGGAGAUGGUUACGCUGGAAAUUGUUAAUCAUCAGCAGAAUAAUAUACAACAACUAUAACAUUUUUUAUUUAAGAUAUUCGUAUACAUUUAUAUUUUUUUUUAUUGAUUAACAUGUUUAUUAUAUAAAUAAUCUUUUAAUAAAUCUCGAUUAGCAAAA